GCGUCUCCUCCAGCAUCUGCCGCGGCCGCGUUUGCCCGGAGCCUGACCGACGGACAGAUCGUCUGGCGGACGGGCUUGGGAGCUCGCCUUGUGCUCGGGGCCAGCUCCAGCGAAGCUCGGGGCUUGCAGCACGCGCUUCCCCGCCCGCUCGCGGCCACCCCGGCUCCGGCGGCCUCGGCGCGCGAGGGGCUGGAGGUGCGGGAGCCGCUCUCCGCAGGUCGGUCCUUGCGCUGCUCAGCCCCGACCGCUGCGCUGCGCCGCGGCCCCCGAGCGGCGUCCCUGAGCCCCAGCUCCCCGCCGUGCUGCUCCGAGCGACGGUGCUCAGGGGCUCCAAACUCGGGCUGCCGGGGCAAGUGUCUUCAUGAACCCAGAGGAUGUCCGGGAAGCAUUACAAGGGUCCUGAAGUCAGUUGUUGCAUCAAAUAUUUCAUAUUUGGCUUCAAUGUCAUAUUUUGGUUUUUGGGAAUAGCAUUUCUUGGAAUUGGACUGUGGGCGUGGAAUGAAAAAGGAGUUCUGUCCAACAUCUCUUCCAUCACCGAUCUUGGCGGCUUUGACCCAGUUUGGCUCUUCCUCGUGGUAGGAGGAGUGAUGUUCAUUCUGGGAUUUGCUGGGUGCAUUGGAGCUCUACGGGAAAACACUUUCCUUCUCAAGUUUUUUUCUGUAUUCCUGGGAAUUAUUUUCUUCCUGGAGCUCACUGCCGGGGUUCUGGCAUUUGUUUUCAAAGACUGGAUCAAAGACCAGCUGUAUUUCUUUAUAAACAACAACAUCAGAGCGUACAGGGAUGACAUUGAUUUGCAAAACCUCAUAGACUUCACCCAGGAAUAUUGGCAGUGCUGUGGGGCUUUUGGAGCUGAUGAUUGGAACCUAAAUGUUUACUUCAAUUGCACAGAUUCCAAUGCAAGUCGAGAGCGAUGUGGCGUGCCCUUCUCCUGCUGCACUAAAGACCCCGCAGAAGAUGUCAUCAACACUCAGUGUGGCUAUGAUGCCAGGCAAAAACCAGAAGUCGAUCAGCAGAUUGUAAUCUACACGAAAGGCUGUGUGCCCCAGUUUGAGAAGUGGUUGCAGGACAACUUAACCAUUGUGGCUGGUAUUUUCAUAGGCAUUGCAUUGCUACAGAUUUUUGGGAUCUGCCUGGCCCAGAACCUGGUGAGUGAUAUUGAAGCUGUCAGGGCUAGCUGGUAGAGUGCCUGCAACAGCUGCCUCCAGACACUGGACAGACCCCGCCUUCCUGACCCUCCAGUGCGCCCAACUGAUACCCAUGCUGCACGGACCCUAAUCACAGAGGCAUCCUGCGAUCCCACCUGAUGGAGCUGCCAUCAGAACUUAGUUUUUGGGGGGUAGAACUGGGAAAUGCUGCUCACUGACAGAAUUAAAAAUUAACCAGUAUGAAAGUCGUUGCGCCGUGAAUGUCUAUUGUAGCCAUGAAUUUCUGGGUGGUUGGAUACUCACCAGAUGA
This is a messenger RNA of Physeter macrocephalus (sperm whale), 1455 nucleotides long. RefSeq names its product tetraspanin 5 (gene TSPAN5). The transcript has 8 exons. Bases 375 to 1181 code for a protein of 268 amino acids. Gene Ontology annotation, cellular component: plasma membrane. NCBI's taxonomy places the organism in Eukaryota, Metazoa, Chordata, Mammalia, Artiodactyla, Physeteridae. The record is from RefSeq and is a predicted model, not a curated record.